AUGGAAGCCCACACCGCGACUGACCCAAGCAUCAAGUGGGACCAGCGAAAGACCACGAUCAUCGAUGUCAGAGGUCGUGAGCAAGACUUCACCCUGGACAAACAGGGCUUCUCCCUCCACUCGUCUGCAACGACCUUCAAGGACUUUGACAAUGAGGAAGCCAUCCGUGCGGAAUACUACAAGGACGUCGAGGAAGUCGCCAGAAGAAUCACUGGGGCAACGCGCGGCCACGCAUCCAGCCAUGUCAAGCGCAUGACACACACGGGUGGCCAGACACCUCCCAUCGACAAGGGUAGUCCAGCAAUCAUGAUCCAUGCCGACUAUAGCUACAAAGGCGGCUUGCAACGCUUUGAUGGCGAACGGAACUCCGGCGAGAUACCCGAGGACUGGGAGAAGCUGAGGCAGACCAGAUGGGGAGCACUUAGUAUCUGGCGUCCGAUUGGGAAGGUGACGAGGGAUGCACUUUGCUUGGCGGACAAAACAACGAUCACGGAGGAGACGCUGCAGCCACUGACUUUCACACGCUCCAAUGGUGUAACUCACGAGCUUUUCACGCUCAAAUAUGCACCAGGACAGCAAUUCUAUUACAAGAGCUUGAUGGGUCCAGACGACCUUAUUGCUAUCAAGCUUUUCGACACGCAUGAAGAUGUGGCGAGAUGCACACCUCAUAGCUCGUUCCAGUUGAAGGAGGACUAUGGCGAGGCGAGGAGCAGUAUCGAGACCAGAGUCUUGGUGUUUUGGGCAGACCAGCCAUUGCACGGAAACACGGACAUGUAG
Molecule: messenger RNA, 777 nt
Organism: Recurvomyces mirabilis
Lineage: Eukaryota; Fungi; Ascomycota; Dothideomycetes; Mycosphaerellales; Teratosphaeriaceae
Exons: 2
Coding region: 1-777 (258 amino acids)
Molecular function (GO): oxidoreductase activity
Source: RefSeq, a predicted model, not a curated record